Messenger RNA from Alligator sinensis (Chinese alligator), 7640 nucleotides. It is a transcript of the gene UBR2, whose product is annotated as ubiquitin protein ligase E3 component n-recognin 2. NCBI's taxonomy places the organism in Eukaryota, Metazoa, Chordata, Crocodylia, Alligatoridae. The coding region runs from base 93 to 5357 and encodes 1754 amino acids. The transcript is spliced from 47 exons. Gene Ontology annotation, cellular component: cytoplasm; ubiquitin ligase complex. Gene Ontology annotation, biological process: ubiquitin-dependent protein catabolic process via the N-end rule pathway. The record is from RefSeq and is a predicted model, not a curated record. Gene Ontology annotation, molecular function: ubiquitin protein ligase activity; zinc ion binding.
GUGGAAGCGGAAGUGGCUUCCCCUGGCGGAGCGGCCGGCUGGGCCCGGUUCCGGGUGUCCCUGACUCGGUGGCGGCGGGGGGAGGGAGGAAGAUGGCGGCGGACUUGGAGGCAGAGGUGCCGGCCAUUGACAAGAGCCUGCUGGAAUGCUCGGCAGAAGAGGUGGCCGCGAAAUGGUUGCAAGCAACUGAUCUUCCCAAAGAAGUAUACCAGCACCUAACUUACUAUGUACCCAGAAUUUACUGUAAGGGUCCAAACCCUGCUCCACAAAGAGAAGAUAUGCUGGCACAGCAUGUUUUGCUGGGACCAAUGGAAUGGUAUCUGUGUGGUGAAGACCCUGCAUUUGGAUUUCCAAAACUUGAACAAGCAAACAAACCUUCACACCUCUGUGGUCGUGUUUUUAAAGUGGGAGAACCUACAUAUUCCUGCAGAGACUGUGCAGUUGACCCAACUUGUGUAUUAUGCAUGGAGUGCUUUCUGGGAAGUAUUCAUAAAGAACAUCGAUACAGGAUGACAACAUCGGGUGGAGGAGGUUUCUGUGACUGUGGUGAUACUGAAGCUUGGAAAGAAGGCCCUUACUGUAAAAAGCAUGAUCUUAACACAUCACAGACUGCAGAAGAAGAGGAUCCUCUGGUGCAUUUAUCUGAAGAUAUGAUAGCAAGAGCUUAUAACAUUUUUUCUAUCAUGUUUCAAUAUGCAGUAGAUAUAUUAACAUGGGAAAAAGAAAAUGAAUUGCCACCUGGCUUAGAGAUGGUUGAGAAGAGUGACACUUACUACUGCAUGCUUUUUAAUGAUGAAGUUCACACAUAUGAACAAGUUAUAUACACCCUACAGAAAGCUGUCAACUGUACACAGAAAGAAGCCAUUUUUUUUGCAACAACAGUAGAUAGAGAUGGACGCAGAUCUGUCCGAUAUGGAGACUUCCAGUAUUGUGAUCAAGCAAAAUCAGUAAUAGUGAGAAAUACCAGCCGUCAGACAAAGCCACUGAAGGUUCAGGUUAUGCAUUCGUGUAUUGUUGCCCAUCAGAGCUUUGGUUUGAAACUCCUGACUUGGCUUGGCAAUGUGAUUGGAUAUUCAGAUGGCCUUCGUCGGAUAUUGUGUCAAGUUGGUUUACAAGAGGGACCAGAUGGUGAAAACUCUUCUCUUGUGGAUAAACUGAUGCUGUCUGAUUCUAAGCUGUGGAAAGGGGCUAGAAGUGUGUACCAUCAGUUAUUUAUGAGCAGUCUACUUAUGGAUUUGAAAUACAAGAAGCUUUUUGCUAUCCGGUUUGCAAGAAACUAUGAGCGAUUGCAGAGUGAUUAUGUGAAAGAUGACCACGACAGAGAGUUCUCAAUUGCUGACCUCUCGGUACAGAUAUUCACAGUGCCUUCACUUGCACGAAUGCUAAUAACUGAAGAAAAUCUUAUGACCACUAUCAUCAAAACCUUUAUGGACCACUUAAGGCACCGUGAUAUUCAAGGCAGGUUUCAGUUUGAACGAUAUACAGCCUUGCAAGCUUUUAAAUUCAGGCGGGUUCAGAGUCUUAUUUCGGAUCUCAAGUAUGUGUUGAUAAGCAAGCCAGCUGAUUGGUCAGAUGACCUGAGACAAAAGUUUCUAGAAGGUUUUGAUGCCUUUUUAGAAUUACUGAAGUGUAUGCAGGGCAUGGAUCCAAUAACCCGUCAAGUAGGACAGCACAUAGAAAUGGAACCAGAGUGGGAAGCAGCCUUUACAUUACAGAUGAAAUUAACACUUGUUAUUUCAAUGAUGCAGGACUGGUGUGCAUUAGAUGAAAAGGUACUCAUUGAAGCUUAUAAGAAAUGUCUGAGUGUGCUGAUGCACUGUCACAGUGGUUUUGCUGAUGGAGAACAGCCUAUCAUGCUCAAUAUGUGUGGACAUUCAGUUGAGACCAUCAGAUAUUGUGUUUCUCAGGAAAGAGUUAGCAUUCAUCUUCCAGUAUCUCGGUUGCUUGCAGGUUUGCAUGUCUUGCUAAGUAGAAGUGAAGUGGCUUACAAGUUUCCAGAGCUACUACCACUGAGUGAACUUAGUCCACCUAUGUUAAUAGAGCACCCUCUACGAUGUCUAGUUUUAUGUGCCCAAGUGCAUGCAGGAAUGUGGCGAAGAAAUGGGUUCUCUCUUGUAAAUCAAAUCUAUUACUAUCAUAAUGUGAAAUGCAGGAGAGAAAUGUUUGACAAAGACAUAGUAAUGCUUCAGACUGGUGUAUCCAUGAUGGAUCCAAACCAUUUCCUAAUGGUAAUGCUGAGUCGUUUUGAACUUUAUCAGAUAUUUAGCACUCCAGACUAUGGCAAAAGAUUUAGCACAGAUAAUACUAAUAAGGAUGUGGUUCAGCAAAAUAAUACUCUUAUAGAAGAAAUGCUAUACUUAAUUAUAAUGAUUGUUGGGGAAAGAUUUAGUCCUGGAAUAGGACAAGUAAGUCCCACAGAUGAAAUCAAGCGAGAAAUUAUCCAUCAACUGAGCAUCAGGCCCAUGGCCCACAGUGAAUUAGUAAAGGCAUUACGUGAAGAUGAGAAUAGAGAGACAGGGAUGGAAAGUGUGAUUGAAGAAGUUGCCUGUUUCAAAAAGCCUGGAUUAACAGGCAGAGGAUUGUAUGAAUUGAAACCGGAGUGUACCAAGGAUUUCAACCUAUAUUUCUAUCACUUUUCUAGGGCAGAGCAAUCUAAGGCAGAGGAAGCACAAAGAAAGCUGAAAAGACAAAACCGAGAAGAUACAGCACUUCCACCACCUGUCCUGCCUCCUUUCUGUCCUCUCUUUGCAAGCCUAAUUAAUAUUCUGCAGUGUGAUGUCAUGUUGUAUAUUAUGGGGACGAUACUGCAGUGGGCAGUAGAACAUAAUGGCUAUGCCUGGUCAGAGUCCAUGUUGCAAAGGGUUUUACACUUGAUUGGAAUGGCACUGCAAGAAGAAAAGCAGCACCUUGAGAAUCUCAAUGAAGAGAAUAUUGUAACAUUCACUUAUACUCAGAAGAUCUCAAGACCUGGUGAGGCACCUAGCAGUUCUCCAAGUAUAUUGGCUAUGCUAGAAACUUUGCAAAAUGCACCUCAUUUGGAAGUGCACAAGGACAUGAUCAGGUGGAUACUGAAGACUUUUAACGCUAUAAAGAAACUAAGAGAAAGCUCUUCUACAAGUCCUGUGGCUGAGACUGAAGAAAAUAUUAUGGAAGAGAGUUCGCGAGAUAAAGACAAAGCUGAGAGGAAGCGAAAAGCCGAGAUUGCCAGGCUACGCAGAGAGAAGAUCAUGGCUCAGAUGUCUGAGAUGCAGCGACACUUCAUUGAUGAGAAUAAAGAACUCUUUCAGCAGACUUUGGAAGAACUAGACACUUCAUCCUCCAAAGUGCCUGAUAAUAGUCCUACAGUUUCAGAUACAAAGCUUACAGCUUUGGGUCCAGAGCAAACUAGAGUGACUGAAAAGAGACAAGUGGUUACUUGUAUUUUGUGUCAAGAAGAGGAGGAAGUUAAAGUGGACAGUAGGGCCAUGGUCUUGGCAGCAUUUGUUCAAAGAUCAACUGUACUGUCUAAAAACCGGAAUAAAAUAAUUCAGGAUCCUGAAAAAUACGAUCCAUUAUUCAUGCACCCAGAUUUAUCAUGUGGAACACACACAGGUAGCUGUGGACAUAUUAUGCAUGCCCACUGUUGGCAGAGGUAUUUUGAUGCUGUUCAGGCAAAGGAGCAAAGAAGACAACAAAGAUUACGUGUGCAUACAAGUUAUGAUGUAGAAAAUGGUGAAUUCCUUUGCCCUCUUUGCGAGUGUUUAAGCAACACUGUUAUUCCUCUGCUUCCUCCACCAAGAGCUUUAUUUAACAGGUUAGACUUCGCAGGUCAGCCACACCUAACUCAUUGGAUCAGAACAGUAUCCCAGCAGAUAAGAACAUUCUACUUACUUCAAGAUGAAGAAAGUGCUAGUAGCAACUGCUGUGGUAACUCGGAAAAAAUGGAUCAGUUACAGUUACCCGAAGGAUUUAGGCCAGAUUUCCAACCAAAGAAUCCAUAUUCUGAGAGCAUUAGAGAGAUGCUGACCACAUUUGCUACAGCAACCUACAAGGUGGGACUGAAGGUUCAUCCAAAUGAAGAGGAUCCACGUGUACCCAUAAUGUGCUGGGGUAGCUGUGCUUACACAAUACAGACUAUAGAACGAAUUUUAGCUGAUGAAGAUAAACCAUUAUUUGGUCACUUACCUUGCCGACAGGAUGAUUGCCUCACAUCAUUAACGAGAUUUGCAGCAGCACACUGGACAGUUGCCUCUCUUUCGGCAGUACAGGGUCACUUUUGUACACUUUUAGCAUCACUGGUGCCUAAUGAAAAACAUGGAAAUCUUCCAUGCAUACUUGAUAUUGACAUGCUUCAUUUAUUGGUAAGCUUGGUGCUGUCCUUCCCUGCCAUACACUGCCAGGAUUUUUCAGGCGUUAGUUUAGCCACUGGAGAUCUUCACCUCUUCCAUCUUGUCACUAUGGCACACAUAGUGCAAAUUCUACUUACCUCAUCAACAGAAGAAAAUGGCAUGGACCAAGAAAACACAAACAGUGAAGAAGAAUUGGCAGUGCUUGCUCUGCAUAAAUUUCUUUGCCAGUGUACAGGAAGUGCCUUGAAAGAAAUUUCCUCAGGCUGGCAUCUGUGGAGAAGUAUAAAAGCUGGAAUCAUGCCUUUCCUGAGAUGUUCUGCUAUGUUUUUCCAUUAUUUAAAUGGGGUCCCAGCACCACCAGAAAUUAAAGUAAAUGGGGCAAACCAGUUUGAACAUUUAUGUAGUUAUCUUUCCCUGCCAAGCAACCUUAUUUGCCUUUUCCAAGAAAAUAACAAAAUUAUGAACACAUUAGUAGAAAGUUGGUGUAGUAACAGUGAAGUUAAAAGAUACCUAGAAGGCAAGAGACCAGCCAUAAGCUAUGCAAGAGAUUCUAACAAAUUAAUAGACCUUCCAGAUGAUUACAGCUGCCUCAUUAAUCAAGCAUCUAAUUUCUUGUGUCCAAAAUCAGGUGGUGAUAAAAGCAGAGCACCAACAUUGUGCCUUGUAUGUGGGACCAUGCUGUGUUCUCAGAGUUACUGUUGUCAAACAGAGUUAGACGGGGAAGAUGUUGGAGCCUGUACUGCACAUACAUAUUUAUGUGGCUCUGGAGUGGGCAUAUUUCUUAGAGUACGAGAAUGUCAAGUGCUCUUUUUAGCUGGAAAAACAAAGGGCUGCUUUUAUGCUCCUCCUUAUCUUGAUGACUAUGGAGAGACAGAUCAGGGACUCAGACGUGGGAAUCCCUUGCAUCUCUGCAAAGAACGAUUUAAAAAGAUUCAAAAACUCUGGCAACAGCACAGUAUCACAGAAGAAAUUGGACACGCACAAGAAGCAAAUCAGACCCUUGUUGGCAUUGAUUGGCAGCAUUUAUAAUUUGUUAUCUUCUGAAGACUGGAACUUUAUGAUGAUGAUUUUUAUAACCCAAUAAGCUUUUUCAAACAAAAGAGGGAUUAGGAGAAAAAGUCUGAUAAAAUAAAAAGAACCCAGUCCUUUUAUUUAACUUGUUUUCCAGUUUAUUUUGUCAAGAUACAAGUUAUAAUAACCAUGUAAGCUUCUUUUUCUAUGUAAGCAGGUUUUAUUAGUAUUAUUAUUUGCACUGUGCUUCCUUCACAUGAAACCUCUUGGGUUAUAGAACCUGGGCAAAUGAACUUAAGCUUCUCAUAUAAAAGGAAUGACUCUUUUUGGAAGUCUGGCCAUGUUUUCUCUUAUGAACUAAAAGAGGAAAAGAGACUGCUGAAAUGGAGACUAGAUUGAGCACAACUAUGGAUUAUGUUUUGCCCUGUGCUAGUAAUCUGAGCCGUUUUAUUUUAUUUAUUAUUCUGCAUUUUAAUACUUAACUGUGUGUACAUGCAAUGGAAUGAAGUAAGGAUGCAAAUAAUGUAGCAAAUGGAUGUUGCUGUCUGUAUCAGUGGAUAACUAUUUCAUUUAGCGCAUCUAAAAUGAUUUUGCCACUUGUAUUCUUAUAGGGAUUUUUUUUGGUUUUUUUACUAAAAUAAUUAACAUUAGCUUGACAUGUAAAACAAUUUAAUUUAAAGCUAUUUCCAGAGCACUGCACUCCAUAGAAGUAUUGUAUAGUUUGCCAUUGGAAUUUAGCAGGGAAACCUUUUUAUUUUCCAUGGGUUGAUGGUGGUUUUCAAUAUUUAAGGGUUGACUUUGUGCUCUAGAAGAUGUUUUAAGGCAAUGACAAUACAUAACAAAAAAUGUCAUGUGAAAUGUGAUUUUUAUAUUAAUUUGGAGAAGCACAGAAGGAUUUUUUCUUAAUUUUUGUUAAUUUUAAAAGCUAUAAUUUCAAAUCCCAUUUUUAUUAAAUUUCAGUUCUGCAAAUAGAAACUCUCAGACACAAAUGAACAGAUUACUCUAUUGUUUGAAGGGCAGCAGUUACCCUGUCUGUGUGUUUGCAUCUAUUCAUUUCCUUUCCGUUUUAUCAUCAGGUAUAUUUACUUUCUGGCAUAGUAUGCACUUGGCUAAAGUUCUGUAAAGAUGUUUGCUUAUAGUAUAUUUUAUAAAUAUAUUAUAUAACUGCACAGAUUUGCACUUGGUAUGUGGGUGCCUGAAGGCAGUGAAUUUUCUAGUUGUAUGUAGUCAAAUACUGUGUUAGACUUCCAAGACAUCUCUCAAAGUGACUUUAUGCCUAUUGACAGAAAAAUCCAUGACCUCAAGUCCUGCCAGGCUUCUGGCAAGUUAACUCUGAUUUUUUUUUUUUAAAUAAUCAAAACUAUACUUUGACAAAGUUUUGCUCUCUUAUUUCCUCUUCAGUCCAGACAAGUAAUCUUUUUUAAUGUCUGUUGUGUCUUCAGUUAGAAUAGGUUUGAUUGAAUUGCUCAUAUUUUAAGAGAUGUAAUGCUUCAGCAGAAUUUUGUAUAUUUAUGAUGUACAGGAUAGUUUUCCAAAAGCUUGGAAAUAGUAUUGACGUGAAAUACAAAAUAGAAAAUUUGGCCAAUUUCAACUCUUGUUUCCUUAGGCCAGUAUUAAAUAGUCCAUUUUUGUCUUUCUUCCUACAUCUGCAGAAUCAUCAGAAAGAUAAUCAGCACUGAGGUUCCAUAUUUGCAUUCCCAUUCUUGAAUUAGGUUCUUGUCAAGUUUUUGCUGUGCACAAUACAUAAUAGUUUGAUUCUUCCUUUGCUACAAAACUGUUUCUUUGACUUGACGGUCUUGCUGCUUUUGCUGAAUUCCAUAGCUUCAGGUAACAUAUUAUUUUAAAUUUGAAUUUAAAAAUUCAGUUUACCAUGGGCAUAGCUAUUUAAAAAAUAGUGAAAGGUGAUCCGGUACAAUUAAUAAUACUGACAGAAUUUCUGUGUAAACUAAAUAUUGAUAGAACUUAUUUUUCUUGGGUACCGUAGUCUUGAGACUGAGGUUGAAUGGGCUGAUAAAUAAUGACUGCAAGUAAUUGCAAAGUACACAAUUUAUUCUUGGGGUUUUUUUGGUAAGGUUAGCCAUUCUUUACUUAAACUCUUUUUCUUUUCUGAUUUGUUUUGCAUGUAUUUAUGUUCAUUGUAGAAAUGUUUAUAUAACAUGGUUUCAGUAUCAGGGAAGUGUAAUACAUGUAAUAAAUUGGCUAUAACUUUAAUAUCUGUGGAUGACUUGUAAAAUUUGGAAUGUAUCAUAUGUAAAAAGAAAAAAUUGAAAGCAUCAAAAUAAAUGCUUUAGGUGUUGACAU